This is a messenger RNA of Funneliformis mosseae, 193 nucleotides long. Lineage: Eukaryota; Fungi; Glomeromycota; Glomeromycetes; Glomerales; Glomeraceae. The record is from the annotation of a GenBank genome assembly.
AUGCCUAAAAAUUUAAAGCAAACAAAAAAUAAACGUAAUAAACCGUUUAUUGUUGGUUCAAAUAACGAUUCCAUGUUGAAUAUAGAAACUAAUAUUAUCAGUUCCAAUAUUGUUCUUAAGCCGAGAUUCCCACCUAAUUUGACAACAGACGAACUCAUUAAGAAUGCUAUUAAAUCCAACGCAUCUAACAACA